UUUUUUUUUUUCCUUCGGUUAAAAAUGGAGGAAAAGAUCUGAUAUUUUUCUGGCUUUCAUUCUCCCAUUUCUCUCUGGAAUCUCUCGCUCGCACACACAGACGGAGGAGAAAGAGAGAGAGAGAAUGGCAAUGGCUUCGUGCAAUAUUGGAACAUGUAAGAAGACACCAGUUCUUCAUCUAUCUUGUAGAAAGAAGGAAAGAGAUCAUUUCCAUCCAUAUAAAGUCAUAGAAAUUACCCCUCCCCCCAAGAAUCUUGGCAUCCGCUGCUUUCCCCCUUCAGAUUCCACUAUCACACAUCAAAAGCAAGGCUCUGAAGUAACAUUCAGACAGCCCUCAAUGCUUGUGCGUCUAUAUGAACAUCUCAAUCCUCUUGAUGCUCAAGAAGAACUUGCAAUGUGGGGAGAGUGUGACAAUCGAAGGCCAAGCAUAUACCAUUGCGGCUGUCACUUACCGAUACCAGCUUCGCAAGGGGAAGUAUGAGUCCAGUGAGAAGAGGCUAGAUGUUUUGUCCACAGGAAGAUACAUCUUGAACUUGUAUUUAGAAAAUUUGCUAGAACAAUCUUAAUAUUCACACCUUAUGUCAUGUUCUAGCCUCUUAAUAUUCUCUAUUUGCGAAAUUUCGAGUGCUUUAGCAUCCUUGUAGAGAAGAGAACAACAAAAAAAUAGCUCUGAAUUAGUAGAUAAGUAGGGACUUGACUUCUGUCAUUUUGCAUAUACUAUACAUCUUCAUAUGUAUGUACUAUCAUGCUAAAUGUUGUUGAUUACCAUUUUAUUUUUA
Molecule: messenger RNA, 779 nt
Organism: Manihot esculenta (cassava)
Lineage: Eukaryota; Viridiplantae; Streptophyta; Magnoliopsida; Malpighiales; Euphorbiaceae
Exons: 4
Coding region: 125-481 (118 amino acids)
Source: RefSeq, a predicted model, not a curated record